UUCCUGACUCUCAUCAAUCUUAUACCUGUUCAACCAUGCCUCAACCAGCCCUCCCGCUCAACAAGUACCUCUCCGCACAACUGCCCGCCGUCCGGGAGAACUUUCCCGCCGGUGGGGGUGCCACGGGGGAGAGGAAACAGUACGACGGGGUAUUGACCGGCGUCUCGAUCGUCGACGAUUUCAAGUCGCUCGUCAGCUCCUAUGCAAAGACCCUCCCCGAAAAGCCCAUCGCUGCUCACCCGUCCCACCCCUUCCCGCACUUUCUCACGGUCCUCCCUAAACUCCCCAAAGAGCUCAAAUCGGCUCAAGACGUUCAACAGUACCUCCGUCAACUGCCCCUGGCUGCGACCGCCGCUACCCUCUGCGCUCUCUCUGGUACCGAACAAGGGACCGACUACGCUUCCCUCUCCUCGAACUCUAGGAUCGAUGCGGCCGGGUACGAGAGCGACGGGGGGGAAGAAGCGAGGUUGGACGAGGCUGGCAAGGCCAAGGGAGGUGCUGGCGAGCAAGAGUCGCAUGGGGAGGAAGAAGGGGAUGCGGGGAAGGAGGCCAAGGUGGACGUUCCCGGACCUAGUUGGGGAUGGAGGUUCAACAAGAGUCCGUUAGGCUCGGGAGAGUUCCUCCUGAUCGACGAGAAGAACCCGGAAAAGGUCCACCUGGUCGUCAGGACGAUCAACUCGUCGGCGUUUUCCAAUGAGGAUUGGGAAGAGUAUGUCUACGAGGGACCUUACCACUACAACAUCAAGAACAAGGCGUCCUGGUACCAUUCGAGGAACUGCAAGGCUUCCAGGAGGUUGGGAUGCAGGUACUUUGUCUUUACGGAUUAUCAACGGUGGUUGUUCGGGGUGUUUAGCGAGGAUUAUUCCCACCUGAACAUCACCCCGAUCCUCCCUUACACCGCUUCAAACCCGACCGUCCUAGAAUCCCUGGUCUACUGGACCCGAUCCGCUAUCGGUUCUGAGCAGGGCUACAAGGUCAACAUCAAGGACGUCUCGGGUUCACAGGCGCCCUUUGACGAGAAGAGCGGGUUGGCGAGGAACGGGAGUGUCAAGAAGCAGAGCAAGGGUGGAGUCAGUUUGGGCGCCGAGAGCGAUAUCGAAGAGUAGGGGCCGUCUGACAUCGUCCUCGUGUCCCUAUCUUAGCAGAGACGAGUUGGCUUGUCUUGCUUGUUCAACUCAUUUCUCUUCUGUCGCAUCCCGCCCCAUCCCCCUCUCAGAUUAUUAAACAAUGUCCUCAUGUAUGUAUUCCCUCGUUGUCUACAUCUUUCCUCUAUAUCCUUCAUUUUCUCGUUCUGGACAGGCGAUGUACCCAGGCUGCAGCACAUCGAGGAGGCUCAGCUAGGCUAAGUAUAUUGAUGGCACAGACCUUUCCUGACGUGACACUCGACCUGAACCUCGAUUUGAGCUCGC
This is a messenger RNA of Filobasidium floriforme, 1409 nucleotides long. RefSeq lists its product as uncharacterized. The coding region runs from base 36 to 1106 and encodes 356 amino acids. The transcript is spliced from 7 exons. The record is from RefSeq and is a predicted model, not a curated record. NCBI's taxonomy places the organism in Eukaryota, Fungi, Basidiomycota, Tremellomycetes, Filobasidiales, Filobasidiaceae.